GUGUUUCCUUGCCUCUGUUAGAAGAAAAAGUACAGAGGUGAAGUGUGCAAUGCAGUUGGGUCUGGUGGUGAGGUUAUUAUUAAUAGGAAUACUCAUCUCUGCAACAUGGGCCCAAGUGGCAUCAGGACUCAUGAGUUCAGAGUGCUUGAAGAACUUUUUGCAUUUAACCCUGAGCAUGGAGCACUUCAAGGAUAAAUAUUUAUCUUUUUCUGCUGUUGACCAAUCUGGCAUAGCCUGGGAGCUGGAUGAGGCCCUUGCAUCACAGUGUGGCUACACAAUAACUUACAGCAGCAGGAACAGCAUUGUGUUUCGUGCUUCUGCACUAAGUUGUCAUUCUCACUUGGAGAAAGAUGUGUUCACAGUAACUGUAAAAAUCAAAGCGUCCCAUACUUCUGAUAUGAAAAAUGCUACAACUUAUCUGAGAAGUGCAAGUUGCCCUUAUCGUCCAUGGAGUCCAAGGGAGUUAGUAUGUGAAACCAACUACAUGGAGGUUUCUGCCAGGAGAGAUGUUCCCCAAACUGAGAAGGAUAUCAUUUUGAGUGAACCUGAGGAUUGGAUUCUUUCUUAUCCAAAGGCAAAAGCAGGGGAAGCCUCAGUAUGGCAGAUACUGUUUCAUCAACCAGAAGAAAAAAGAGCUCUGCUUGUAAGUGAUGCUUGGAGGGCUGGCUAUGGACUCAACAGCACAGAAACCAGAAUUCUGCUGCGAGUGCCAUACAACACUGCACACAUUCAACUGGUCAAGGCUCAGGGUAUUACCUUUUCUGCAGUGAGAUCAAGUACAUUUUACAAACAGCAGUGGAUGAUCCUGAUGGUGGAUACUGCUGUGGCAUGUCCUGUAGAUGGUGUGAAUUACACUAACAAAACAAUCAUCUGGACUGUUCCAAAAUAUUUUCAAGCACUCUGUGCUGGAGCAACUGACUUUAAGGAUGUGCUUGUUGAAGCUGGUGUGAAUCUACACAAACUCUCUGCUGAAGAAAUGGCCUCCAGGAAAUAUGUGUUAUCUAAUGAUAUAAAUACAAUUACAAUGAAGAUACCUAUAGGUGCAGAAGGUGGCUCUUACAAGACUUCUGUGAGCAGUGGAAAGCAUGGGGCAAAAUACUCCAUCAACCUGUUCUUGGAACACCAGUGGGAGGAUAACAAAUGGGGACUAACCAAGUAUACCAUCAUCAAGGAAAUAGAAACACCAUUUGAACAAGUGGAACUUGCGGUAACUAACAACCUCAAUCUGAGUGCAAGGUUAAUGAAUGUUACAGUGGGAAUGUUUCUCCUGGAUGUGGAGCUCGUGAACUUGACCAUUGAGGGGACAACUGUAACUGUACCUGAAGCUAUUCAGCAUGGGUAUUUAACAUAUGAGAUUCAAUAUGCUAAUGGAAGCAAAAUCUAUGUAAUACAAGUGUCAUUUGAUGCACCCGGCAUUAAGAAAGAGUACGUAAUCGAUGACACAAGAGAAUACACACUCAAUGUCACACUGAAGUUCAUCAUCCUUCCAACAAGAGACACAUUCUCUGUCCCCAUUAUAACAGUGUCUGCUGUUAAAGAUGCUGUACUACCCAGUGCAAGGGGAUUUUGUGAUGAGAAUGACUUCCAUCUCAUUAUCACACACGGAAAUGUGGACCAAAACUGGCUGCCCUUCAUCUCUGAGCAGCACCUGGUACCAGAGGUUGCCCAGGAAGACUACUAUAGCCUGAAUGACAAUGGGACUCACUUGACUGUCUCUGUCCCUUUCCUUUCCUCCCUUGUGGACUAUAAGGAUAUUCAUAUUUCUGGAGUAAUGGCUUCUCUCCACUUAACCUUGAAGGAUGGCAUCACCUUGGCUAAUAAGAAGGACUUCUCAAUUUCCUGCAGAUUUCCACCUUCAGAGCUAAUACAGUGCCUUCCCAAUGGCACCGUGGUAAUUACUGCAAUAAAAUUAGUAAGACUUGCAGAUCUGGACACCAGCCUUCUUGUCUUAAGAGACAAACAGUGCAAACCUAGCCUAGUGACAAAGAAGACUGCAACCUUUAAGUUCAACGUGAAUACAUGUGGAACAAGUAGAAAGUUCAACAGCACAUCUAUAACAUAUGAAAAUGAUAUACUCUACUUCAGACCUGGAAAUGAUAUACCAGUAUACCAAUUAAGGUUUGUAUGUGUUUACACCAUCAAGCACUCAGCUGAUGUCCACUAUGAAAACAAGAAAAACCUUCCGCCAAGUAUUAAGCCAGGUUUUGACUCUCUGGAUCUCUCCCUGAAGCUUUUUAAAGAGAAAUCCUAUUCUGAGCCCUAUCAGGAACUGGAAUAUCCUGUGGUAAAAUAUCUGAGGGAGGCACUGUACUUUGAAGUUGAACUGCUCCAGCCUGCAGAUCCAAGGCUGGAACUAAACUUGGAAGACUGUUGGGCUACCAACUCCCAAAGCCAAGACAGUCUUCCACGAUGGCCAAUCCUCAUAAACGGGUGUGAAAGGAGUGAGGACUCUUACAGAACAGUCUUUCAUGAAGUUAAUUACAGCCGUAGAGUAAAAUUUCCUCAGCACUUGAAAAGAUUUGAAGUAACAGUGUUCACCUUUGUACAAGGCACAGCUCUAUUACAAAUGCAGUUAUAUUUGCACUGCAGUGUUGUGAUCUGCAGCACUACACCACUGCCUUCAGAUGUGAUUUGUCAGAGGGGAUGCAAUCCUGGGACGCAGCGCCUUGACCGCCAUGCAGAACUGCAUUCACGGGGCCAUGUGUCAUCUGGAGCAGUGCUUAUUAGAAAGGAAAAACUGGCCAGCAAAGGUGAACACGCAGAUUUCUGAGGGAAUAACCAAGAACUGGUUAGUUCUGUAAAGUUGCAGUCAAAUGCCCUAAGCAAGUAGUCUGCCCGGACUUACCAGGAAGGACUCAAAGAUAUUUCCCAGGAAAAUACAUUCUCAGUGCGUACUGAGGAAAAGGGUCAGCUAAGCAAACACUAAUGUAAUCUCUUAGUAACUUCUUGCAUCUGACCUAGUCUUACCAGCAAACAUUUCUGAAACUCUUCUAAUCAUACUGCAGUUCUAAACAUCUGUUUCAGAGCAGAGGGAAGAUGGUAGCAGCAGGCAUCAAGUCAGUCAUUUGGAGUGAGUGGUGGUUGUUCUUCUUAAAGACUGUAGAUGAAUAAGGUAUUGCAGGGAGCUUAAUAUCAGUAAGCCUUUCUGAACCAAGGUGGGCAUGAACGUAUUUGAUUCUGUAGAGGCAACUGGGAGAAAAUCUGUGAGCUGUGGAUCUCUUUGGAGGACUGUGGCUCUGCAAUAUCAAGUUGUUGCUUUCCUUGGGAUGGGGAGGAAUCAGUCACAGAUUGCACCAGUAACUCUGCUAUGCUGAAUAAGCAGUCACACUAGAUGAAAAUAAGCUUUUAGUGGGGACUCAGUGUAUUAUCAUGGCAACUAUCACAAAACUACUAUUACUAAACUCUGUAUCUACAAAGUGUUGAGGAUUCAUCCUUACUAGGAGUUCCUGUUAGAUUACCUUGUCCUCUUUCUUCUUUUUAGUGAAAGGAAAAAUGUGUUUUUGUUUUUGUUUUUUGCCUGCAUCUAAACAGAGCUAUGAAAACAGUUCAGAUUCAGUGCUGUAUUUUCCUGUUGUAAGGAAAGCUAUUGCUUGGCAUGAAUCAUUAUUGCUUAGGGCAAAAACUACAACAAUGGGUAUAAAACGCUGUUUGCUUUUUAACUUUAUUAAAUAGAAUUCUACUAUAGGGGAUUUCUGUGAAAACCACCUUGAGCAAGAAACUAUUUCAUGAAUCUGUUUGUACCUUGUGAAGAAAAACAAUGAAUAAAUGAUUUGUAGCUCUGUUAUAAUACCUGUACAGUGGCCUCAUUAAACCGGUUUGUGCUAUAACUUAAAGCUCAUAUUUGUAAAUCUUGUCAACAUAUAAUAUUAUGUAGUUGAUAGAUUUUUUGCAAAGAAAGACAAUAAAAGAUGUGUGGGCUUCCUGAUGAA
Gallus gallus (chicken) is the source of this 3929-nucleotide messenger RNA. It is a transcript of the gene ZPAX, whose product is annotated as zona pellucida protein. NCBI's taxonomy places the organism in Eukaryota, Metazoa, Chordata, Aves, Galliformes, Phasianidae. The transcript is spliced from 22 exons. Bases 50 to 2770 code for a protein of 906 amino acids. The record is from RefSeq and is marked validated.